Molecule: messenger RNA, 507 nt
Organism: Guillardia theta CCMP2712
Lineage: Eukaryota; Cryptophyceae; Pyrenomonadales; Geminigeraceae
Exons: 3
Coding region: 1-507 (168 amino acids)
Source: RefSeq, a predicted model, not a curated record
AUGACAAACAAGACCUCAACAGCGUCGGCGAAGUUGUCGCGGAAGAGCUCCGACGUUGAGAUCUCCAAGUUCUCCCUAGAGGAAGCGGGCUCCGACGAGGAGCUGCCGCAGCAGGAGACGGGCUUGCAGGAGGUAGUCGUCUUUUGUCACAGCUCGAAGCUCUCAGCGCAUGCCAAGUUAGAGCUACACUGCUCCUCGUCUGCAACUGUGAGCGAUCUGAUCAGCGAGCUCAUCCUCAAGUUUCGGGACCACAACGAGGAGAUCGUCUUCAUGAGCGAGCACUGCGCUACCACCAACUUCCUCGUGUUGUCGUCCUCAGAGCGGCAGCAGGGGACGCCCAUCAACACCGCCAGCAACAUGAUUCUUCCGCUCAACCAUCUCAAAGUGAAUCCUGCGAAAGACAAGAUCAUUGUACACGUCUACUGGACUCCUCCAGGUUCGAAGCACUGGGAGCUGGUAAAGGGCAACGCCAACAACCUCCUGAUCCGUAAAGGUGUCAAGAGCUGA